Labrus mixtus (cuckoo wrasse) is the source of this 4858-nucleotide messenger RNA. It is a transcript of the gene myadma, whose product is annotated as myeloid associated differentiation marker a. The transcript is spliced from 2 exons. The coding region runs from base 289 to 1140 and encodes 283 amino acids. NCBI's taxonomy places the organism in Eukaryota, Metazoa, Chordata, Actinopteri, Labriformes, Labridae. Gene Ontology annotation, cellular component: membrane. The record is from RefSeq and is a predicted model, not a curated record.
GUGGGAGCCUCUCUCUCUCUCUCUCUCUCUCUCUGCCGUGAGGUAUUGGUGGAGGAGAGGUGUGGAUGCGCCUCCAAAGUGCGCACGGGGAUCCAGGAACUUUUACGAUUUAGAGAAAGAACAAUGCAAGACAACUCCGAGCAAUAGCAACCGAAUAUGUAACGAACAUCAACAGAGGGUGUGAAAAGCAGCCAGCGGAAGAGCCAACGUUUUCCACAAAAGACUCAACACCAGCUGGUGUCAAGAGAAGCCCCCUUUGAUCACGUCAUUGAUUUCGAUUUUCCCAUCAUGCCUGUGAUCGCUAUCUGCACCAGCCAGCUGCUGUGGGUGCGUGUAGCUGCCGUGCUGUUCACCUGCGUGGCCUUCAGUGUUGCAGCACAUGGAGCUAAUCUAACUCGUGGAGGCAUGGCCGACUGGUGCAUCUUCUGCUGGGCGUUCAGCUUCGCCGGCACCCUGCUGGUCCUGCUGGUGGAGCAGUUUAACCUCCAGACGCGAGCCCCGGUGUCCUGGUCCAAUUUCCCCAUCACUAUCGCCUGCUACGGCUUCCUCCUGUGCCUCUCUGCCUCGGUCAUCUUCCCAAUCAUUUUCCUCAAGGAUGAUAAGUGGACCUACGGCAAAGAUCGAGACUAUCGUAUCACCGCUACUGUUUUCUCCUGCCUGGCAGCGGUAGCCUACCUGGGGGAGGUUAGCCUGACAAAAGCCAGGCCAGGAGAGGUGUCAGGUUACAUGGCUACAGCUCCGGGUUUGUUGAAGGUGUGCCAGACCUUUGUGGCUUGCGUCAUCUUCAUCCUGGUGAGCAACCCUGUCUCGUAUGAGCACCACCCAGCGCUCCAAUGGUGCUUGGCCGUGUACUGCAUCUGCUUCAUCCUCUCCAUGGCCGUGGUGGUGCUGUGUGUGGGCGAGUGCACCGGCUGCCUCCCAGUACCUUUCUCCAAGUUCCUGUCGGCCUUCGGGCUCCUGGCGGUUAUCAUGUACUUGACAGCCACCAUCAUCUGGCCCAUCUUCCAGUUUGAUAAAAAUUACAGAGUUCAAUACAACUCUUCAAAGUUGAUCACUGUGGCGGUGCUAACCGGCCUUAACUUCCUUCUUUACGUUGCCGAUCUGGCCUACAGUGCCAGGCUAGUGUUCGUCAGUGGCUGAGCGUGAAAGACAGGAAGUUGUUCGAUACAGUUAGUGUUAAAGAACAAAUAUAUAGAGGCUAAGCGCUUAUUUGGCAUUAUGGAAACGUGUAGCCGAUGUUGAAUGUCUCUGGUUGCUGUAAUUGGCCAUAUUCACAGAGCAGACAUUUUCUUCAUACAUAGUGCUCAGUGUGGGAAGCUCAAAUGUGGUUAAAAUGUCAUAAUGCUGUGUUCCAGGUUGCAGACAUAUGUAAUAAAUCUGACAGUUUUUAUAAUCACUGCUCUCUAAUUCCUCAGCCACUGAAAAGACAACAGGUGGUAGGGAAACUGAGUGCAUCAGUCAUAUUAAACAUAAGAUUACAUAUUUUAUAACUCAUUAGACAACAGCGUUCCCAGCAGUUCCUUCCUACAUAACAUUACUGUUGAAAGUCCCACCCGACGACACCAUAGGAAAGGAGAAAUUAUAAUAAUAAUAAUAGGUCAAUUUAAUUCUUAACAUAAAUGCUAGCAAGCUAACAUCCUACUGUUGGAGUGUUUCUUACAAUACAACAGGAAUGGAGUUGAUUAUAUUCCUAGCUUACAGUUAGCUAGGAUUCUACAUCUUUUCUUAUAAUGUAGCUUAUUGGCAAGUCUACUUGUUAGCAUUUAGCCUCCUAGAUUGCCGGCUUAGCCUACAUGCUAACCCUGUAGUAGCCAAUUGUAGCCUAAUGUUUGCGAGGAAUAAGUUAAUCAUGCAUCAAUGUUAGCAUGGAAGUGGCUGAUUACUAAAGUCAGAUCCUGUCGUGCAGUAGUUAAUAGGUGAUCAAAUAUGUUGUUCUAAUGUGAUAAUUGGCCCAUUAUACCUCUACAUGGUCUUUUCAGUUGCUGAUCACAUUGACCAAAACAUUUCUGAGGCAAUGAGAUGGUAAUGAUUUGUUAGACAAUCAUGUCUUCCUUCUAUAUUUAAGGACUUUCCCAGCACCUUCAAGAUUAAGCAUGCAGUCUUGCACUUCCUGUACUCCACCCCUGCACAGGUCUCUCAGUUUAACGGCCAACCAAGGUUCCUCAUUCCUCAGUCCUUACACAAUGUUACUAUGAGCCCAAACAUAUUAGCCAGUGAUAAACAAUUCAGUAUUUCUAAGAUAAGAGGCCAUGAUGUUGAAGUUUUCACCAUUUACAUUACAGCUUUGUCUUUAUUUGCCAAAGUCUCAUGGCUUAAAACAGUAUUUCCAGAAAACCAAACAAUAGGGAAAUAUGGUACAGUAAUAAUGCAUGUUCUUAAACAAAAAAUAAAACCUGAACAGGACUGUGAGGAUGCAUUAAGUUUGUUUUAAAGCUACAAAUUGCCGGCUUAGCCUACAGGCUAACCCUGUAGUAGCCAAUUGUAAUGUUUUCGAGGAAUAAGUUAAUCAUGCAUCAAUGUUAGCAUAGAAUUGGUGAUUACUAAAGUCAGUUCCUGUCGUGCAGUAGUUAAUAGGUGAUCAAAUAUGUUGUUUUAAUGUUAAUGAUAAUGAUUUGUUAGAUUAUUUAUGUUUAUAAGAUUUGCAACUUGUCACAAAGCAGUUAUAAUACAAUAUUAUUAGAGUUUGCAUUAGGGCUUCCUAAUGUGAGCAACCUAGUAGAAUGGCUGCCCUGUGAAUAUGGUGGAUUCAACCUUAGUUAAACCCUUUCCCUCUAGCCAAAGUCGAUUUUUCCAGCUUUUCUUCACACAAUGAAGCAAUGUGUGAACGGUGCUCGAAGAGUGGUGCUCUGCUUUCAAAAAAAUUUGGCGAGUAAUGUCUUUUUUUAUUUAGCCUGUCUAACGUAGAGUGAAACAAAAUUCAAGUUAAAGGACGUUAGCUCCGAGCAUUAGCAUGUCAGGCUAGCUAGCUUACUAGUUACAUUUAACAAACACUGGUUCCAAAACCAAAAACAUCCUUUAAGUGGUUGUAAACUUCUUCAUGUUUUUGUCUGGUUAUAAUGUAAUUUUUGUAAAAGCAACCCAUUCAAUAUGUCAAGUUUCAACUCCAGCAGCUUCAGUUAAUGCUAGAUAGCAUUCAAGUUGCCAAAUAUAUUCUUCCUGAAAGCCUUAACUUUUGCAGCGUUAAAGUAAAGCCAGUGUCGCUAAGAAGCCAAACAGUGUUAUGUUAGAACUAAUAACAGACUGAUUCAGAGUAUCUCUACAUUUAAUGUCUGAUGGAUUGCUCAUUUGAUGGUAUGAAUGCUUGUUUUUGUAGCUUUAGCCUCAGUCUUUUGAAACAUAGGCUGAACAUCAUACAUGUAGUCAUCAAUGAUAUAUUGAGACCUGUCACAGAGUUUUCUUUUGAAACAAGUCACAUGAACAUAUUACAAACUCAGCCAGUAUACCUUAAACUCAACUUUGUGGUGCUGAAGUUAGCUUAGCCUACAGUUGUCAACAUGCUAGCUGACAUACCAGCUAAGAAAUUCUGCCACCAACUGUUUCUGUAUCAGUUGGCAAGAGUGAUGUAUGUUGCUAAAAUUGCGAAAGCUUGUUUGUGUACAUCUGUCUUUGGAAUAUAAGAAGAACUUAUACAAUUUGUCAAGAUGUCAUUGUUAAUUGCUUUAAAAGCUUUUGGAUGACAAAAAGCUUGACAGACUUAGGAUGAGUAACUAAGGGUGCCUGGACUUGGUCAAAAAGGUGAAUUAAAAAAAUUAGAAAUUCUGUUGACACAAGACAAGCAAUAUUUCCUCCCCCCCCCCCACAAAGCCUUUCUGAAAUGUCAGUAUUUAUCCUCGAAUGUGAACUCACCUGAUGUGUCAAAAACAAUGAAAAUCCAAUAAAGUCACCACACUGUAACAGGGAAUGAGCAUUUGUAUUUAAUGUAUCUGAGGCACACAUAUCCUCUGUUUGUUGAUGGGGAAACCUCUUGUACUAAAAUCUCUCUAUUGUGACAUGUGAAAUAAUGUAGUUUGCGCAGAUAAGGAGUUCAGUUCAACCCACAUUUUAUUUCAAAGCAUGUUAUCAUUCAAAGGGUGUGUCAUGUCAUGACUACAGGUUUUUUAGCUUUCGUUGUGCAGCCAUGAAAAAGAAUUCAAACAUCCAUUUUUUGUUCUCUUAUAACCUUAUAAGGAAAAGAAAUGCGUGUGAGACAGCGAUGAAACCAGUUAGCAGACAAUAUAAGAUAUUUUGCGUGCAAGCGCAGGAGUCUGAUCCCCGGAGAAAAGACGAAACAGGUCGGUGGACUUUCAGCUCUAGACAGUUUUCACUCAUCACUGACAUCUCUUUCAGACGGUAAGCUACGAUCAACUCUUUUAAAAUGUAUUGAAACUGUUCACUCUGAUCUAAAAUGACCAACUUACAGUGUGGAGAUGCACACUUAUCCAUAAAAUGAUCACGUCGCAUGUCAAAGGCAAACUCAUUUCUUCAUAUCUGUACAAAAUGAAAAGAUAACACGAAAACCCAUGGCUGCAUGUGGGAUGCCUUCAAUAUCUGUUUCAUUCAUAUCAAAUAACAAAAUCAGAGAUCGCUCUCUCUCCUAUUUCUGUAGUCACAUUGGGUAACAACUCAAAAAUGUGUUAGUUUUGCGAGAGAAAUAAAUCCGAUGAGGAGAAACACAUGGAACAAUGUGGUGUUUGUGAAUGUUUCUUUUUUAGGCUGUAGAGCCAUUUUAACUUUCCAUCAAAUAAAAUGUGUCCAAUUGUGGGUUUUGUCUGACACUUUCAGACUAAAUCUAAAUUGAUUUUGUUUAAUGAAAAUUAAACUCUGUCACUGUUAUGACAUUGUUACAGUAAAAAAAAUGUCCAGUUCCUUUUACUGUCUU